Messenger RNA from Carya illinoinensis, 1096 nucleotides. RefSeq names its product ferritin-4, chloroplastic-like. Lineage: Eukaryota; Viridiplantae; Streptophyta; Magnoliopsida; Fagales; Juglandaceae. Gene Ontology annotation, cellular component: cytoplasm. Bases 87 to 905 code for a protein of 272 amino acids. The record is from RefSeq and is a predicted model, not a curated record. Gene Ontology annotation, biological process: intracellular iron ion homeostasis; iron ion transport. Gene Ontology annotation, molecular function: ferric iron binding; ferrous iron binding. The transcript is spliced from 8 exons.
CCAUGCCUUACAUCAUCAACGGCUACGUAUCCCUCCAUUCUCUAACCUGAUCCGUUGUUUUUCUCCCGCUCUGUCUCUCUUUCAAAAUGCUCGUAAGUCUUUCUUCUUCUGUUUCUGCAAUCUCACAGAAAGCGAGCGGCCAUGGCUUCUCGCUCUCGUCCUCUACCUCCAUGUUUAAUGCUUCGUUGAAGAGCUCGAAGGUGAGGACUUCGUCCUUUGUCCGAGAGCUAUAUCCAAAGAGAAGCGUGGGUAAUGGGGCUCUGGUUUCUGCUUCAAAGGAGGAUAACCACUCUCUCACAUUGGACAUGGUCUUUGAACCUUUUGAAGAGGUGAAGAAGGAGCUCCUCUUGGUCCCCGAUAAUCCUCAGGCAUCUCUCGCUCGCCAAAAGUACACUGACCAGUGUGAAGCAAUCGUCAAUGAGCAGAUCAAUGUGGAAUACAACGUUUCCUAUGUGUAUCAUGCCAUAUAUGCCUACUUUGACAGAGACAAUGUGGCUCUCAAGGGCUUCGCCAAGUUUUUCAAGGAUUCAAGUAUAGAAGAGAGGCAGCAUGCUGAAAAACUGAUGGAAUAUCAGAAUAAGCGAGGAGGAAAGGUUAAGCUCCAAUCAAUGCUGAUGCCUUUGUCAGAAUUUGAUCAUGCGGAAAAAGGCGAUGCAUUGCAUUCAAUGGAGCUAGCAUUGUCUCUGGAAAAGCUGAACAACGAAAAACUUCUAAAUUUACACAGAAUAGCUAAUGAAAACAAUGAUGUGAAUCUGGUGGAUUUUGUUGAAAGCGAGUUCCUGACUGAACAGGCAGAAGCUAUUGAGAAAAUCUCAGAAUAUGUAGCUCAGCUAAGAAGGGUGGGCAAAGGACUUGGUGUUUGGCACUUCGAUCAAAUGCUUCUCCACGAUGUGGUCACUGCAUGAUGAGCUAUACACGCCAUUCUUUGUGGGUACCAGUGCUAAAUGUGAUCUUUCAGAUUUCUUUAGUUUUCUGAUUAUGAGUACUUGACAGUGGCCAUGGCUAGAAUGUUGAGCAAGAAAAACACUAAUAAGGUUGUGGAAACUUCAAAAUUGGAUCUUCACUCAAACAUGAUAGCCUAAUUAAGGUUUCAAAA